AUGUUAUUCAAACGAACUAAAUCACGAGUUGUAGCAGAAUGUUUUGUAGGUCAGUUUACAGCUUGGCGUGAAAAAACUACAUCAUACAUAACACCAAGUAUUCCUGGACGACUUUUUCCAAAUAUAUAUAGUAUUCUGCAGAAAUAUGUGAUGCCUAAAAUUUUAGAAAUACAUAUUGAACAAAUGGAUGAAGCAGUUAUGUAUUAUGAUAAAAAGGUUGAUUUUAAAGAUCUAGAAAAUUUGAUAUUAGAGACAGUUAAAAAUGGACCAGUUGAACUCGAAUAUGAUUUUUGCCAAAUAUGUCUUAAUGAACUUCUUAAAGAAAUUGAUCAUUCUUUAGUCAUUGAAGUUUGGGAAGUUCGAUCAAUUGAGCAUAAGUCAAAUGUUAGACAACAUGUAGCAUUAUUAAAAAAUGGAUAUCAUUUAUGUACAUGUAUUCUACUAUUUAAUAGUGGAGUAUAUAAAGAUGAAAUGAUAGAUUUAUUAGUUAUAAAUGAACCAUUUGUUAGAGGAAAGUCAUAUGAAGAUGAACAUUUAAUACAAUAUAUACUUUUAUUUCCAGAUGGAACAUUACUUGGUCUUACACGUAAAUGCGUAGAAUUAGUUAAUUAUGAUGAUUUAAAUGACUCUAAUCUUUUGAUGAAAAUAUUUAAGGAAUGGAUACAUACACACAAAGAAAUACAGUAUAAUGAUGAAAGAAGUCGAUCUAAUACAAUUAUUAGAUAUGGAUGA
Messenger RNA from Scutellospora calospora, 732 nucleotides. The record is from the annotation of a GenBank genome assembly. NCBI's taxonomy places the organism in Eukaryota, Fungi, Glomeromycota, Glomeromycetes, Diversisporales, Gigasporaceae.